Molecule: messenger RNA, 2196 nt
Organism: Erigeron canadensis
Lineage: Eukaryota; Viridiplantae; Streptophyta; Magnoliopsida; Asterales; Asteraceae
Product: protein FAR1-RELATED SEQUENCE 5-like
Exons: 6
Coding region: 1-2196 (731 amino acids)
Biological process (GO): regulation of DNA-templated transcription
Source: RefSeq, a predicted model, not a curated record
AUGGAAGAGGAUUCAACUAUGAAUGAUUACGAAGUCAAUUCAACGAUUCAUGAAGAAGAUAGUGUGUUCAGUAACCUCUUUGAAGCUGAAUCGAGUUCGGUUAACAAGCCAUGUAGUAGCUGGUAUAACAGUAGGAUGAUAGAAACAGAUGAAGGUGAAAUAUGUUGGAUACUGGAAGUAGAGGAAGAUGUAAGACCAGUUAAGGGUCAAGUUUUUGAUACAAUAGAUGAUUGCAUUGAAAUGUAUGAGAGAUAUGCGUACCAAGCGGGGAAACCACAAGGUGUAAGCAUAGAUACACUUAAUCACGAAAAUAGUGGCAAAAGAGUACGUAUUUCGUCACUGCAAGUGACAGGAUGUGAAGCACAUGUCAUAUUCAAGCUGAUCGAAGGCCGACAAUCGUACAUAUUAGACGAGUUUGAGGAAAAACACAAUCAUCAGUUGAAUUCGGUGGAGCAUAGACACUUGUCGAGAAGACAAAGGAAAUUGGGAAUCUCUGAAAUGACGUUUAUUAAUAAGGUUUCAACUUCGAAUAUAGGAGCGACAAGAGCUCAUCAUACCUACAACAAUAUGCUAGGUUCUUACAAGAACACACACGGCACAGUGAACGACUUCAAGAACUACAAGAACAAAAUCAAUUGUUUUAUAAGCUCAAGUGACGCACAGAUGUUGGUAAAUAGAAUGGAAAACAGACGAGAGCAUGUCCCAAAUUUUACCUUCGAAUACAAGGUAAAAGAUAACAGUGAGUUGGAGUGUAUGUUUUGGGCCGAUGAGACAGCAAAAGUAAAUUUCAAAGAAUUUGGAGAUAUCAUUUCAUUCGAUGCUACUUACAGGACAAACAGGUACAACAUGAUGUUUGUCCCAUUCACUGGGAUAGACAACCAUAAGAAGACUGUGUCUAUCGGAGCUGGUAUGCUUAGGGAUGAAACAGCAGAUUCUUAUGUGUGGUUGUUGAAAGUGUUUUUGGAUACAUUUGGAAGCCAACCAAAGAUGGUCGUCACAGAUCAAGAUGCAGCAAUGAAGAAGGCUGUUGCACUCAUCUUAACAGAAUCAAGGCACCGACUAUGCAUGUGGCACAUCACUCAGAAGCUGCCUCUGAAGGUAGGAAAACGCAUGUUUGAUAAUACUGAUUUCAAGAAGAAGUUCAAUAACAUAGUUUGGAACAUAUCAUUGAGUACAAAGACGUUUGAGAAAAGAUGGGCAGAGAUAAUGAAGGAAUUCAAGUUGGAAGAACAUCCAUGGUUCACGCAUAUGUAUGAUAUCAGGUCUACAUGGAUACCACCUUACUUCACAGACUUACCGAUGUCGGGUUUGAUGAGAACCACCUCAAGAUCGGAAAGCGAAAACUCAUUCUUCAGCAAUUUCACAAGUGGUGGAGCAAUGUUGAUUCAAUUUAUGAUGUCAUAUGAGUCUACCAUGGAGAGGCAGGGGAGCAGGCUAGAGGUUCUCGACCACCAGACGCAUAAUAAGAGACCACCGCUUCAAACCCCUUUUCUUAUUGAAGAACACGCUUGCAAUGUUUACAUGCGUACCAUUUUCUUGUUAGUGCAAAAAGAAAUAUAUUUGGGAAGUUGGCGGUGUUCUCAGCAUUCCGUAACCUCAGGGAUGCAAGGAUGUGAUGUGAUUGUGGUUAAAGAGAUUAGGGAAGUUAAGAAAAACAUACAAAAGGUGGUGGUAGGCAAAAAGAAAGACAAGAAUGUUGAAGUGGUUGAAGACAUCAAAACUGUGGAUCCAGAAGAAGCUGAAGAUGGAAUGGAAAAUGAAAUCGAAAAUGAAACAGGGACGGGAAGCACAACCAAAACUGUGGAAAAAGUAUAUACUUUCCAGAAGGAUGAGGAAAAGCUGUCUCAUUUUGUUGAAAAAGUCAGGGCGCUAAAAGAUGAGAUAGAGGUUGCACAUUCAAACUCAACAUCAAAGGAUCAUGAUGAGGCAAUAGAGAGAUUCUUAGGAGUUACCAAGCCAAGUAACAAUGAUGUUCAAAAUCCACCUGUUUUACCAUACAAGGGAUGCGGAAACGACAGCAGAUUAAAGUCUCUAAAAGAAAAGGUGACUGAAAAAUAUCUAAAGCCAAAAAGAAAGUGCAGAAAGUGUGGGACAUUGACAAGUGACAACGACGCAAGGAAUUGUGAAAAGAAGAAAGCAGAAAAAGCUAAAGCAGAGGCGGUGGCUCAAGCUCUUGAAAAACUUGAAAAGAAGUAA